AUGAAGUACUCUCUCUUCACUGCCAUUGCGGCAGCCUUUGCCACCACCGUUAGCGCUGCCGACGGUGUCAAGGGCGCUGCUGAAGGUUUCGCCAAGGGCGUGACUGGUGGUGGCAACGCCGCUCCCGUCUACCCCAAGACCAACGCCGAGCUGGUCAGCUACCUCGGCGACUCGCAGGCCCGCACCAUUGUCCUCACAAAGACCUUUGACUUCACUGGCACCGAGGGCAAGGUCACGUCGUCUGGAUGCCGUCCCUGGGGCACCGGCUCGGGAUGCCAGAUUGCCAUCAACAAGGACAACUGGUGUGUCAACUACCAGCCCAACGCGCCCAAGGUCAACAGCAUCACCUACGACAAGGCUGGUGUGCUUGGUAUCACCGUCGGCUCCAACAAGUCCUUGAUUGGCCAGGGCUCCAAGGGUGUCAUCAAGGGAAAGGGUAUCCGCAUGGUCAGCAACGUCAAGAACAUCAUCAUCCAAAACGUCCGCUUCACCGACAUCAAUGCUCAAUUCGUCUGGGGUGGUGAUGCCAUCACCGUCGACGGCGCCGACAUGAUCUGGAUCGAUCACUGCACCACCGACCUCAUUGGCCGCCAGCACAUUGUCCUCGGUAACAGCGCUUGCGGCCGUGUCAGCAUCACCAACAACGAGAUCAACGGCGCCUCUGCCUGGUCCGCCACCUGCGACAGCCACCACUACUGGGGCCUGUACUUCACCGGCAGCAACGACCUCGUCACCCUCAAGGGCAACUACAUCCACCACACCUCUGGCCGCUCGCCCAAGGUCGCCGGCAACACGCUCCUCCACGCCGUCAACAACUACUUUUACGCCAACUCUGGCCACGCCUUCGAGGCCGACCAGGGCGCCAAGAUUGUCCUCGAGGGCAACAUCUUCCAGGACGUCAAGGCCGCUGCUCAGUCUGGUCUCCCCGGCAAGUUCUUUGCCUCGACUGGCAACAACGGCGCUUGCAAGUCUUACCUCGGCCACGACUGCCAGCCCAACUCCUACAGCAACUCGGGAAGCAUGUCCGGCUCUGACACCAGCAUUCUCUCUGGCUUCUCUGGCAAGAACGUCGCUUCUGCUGGUGCUGCUUCCACUGCCCAGACGCUCAAGAACAGCGCUGGUUACGGAAGGAUCUAAGCUACAUGGCUAGCUUGUCUACAUAGUCCUGGGGACCUCUUGGCGCAUCACUAUGCGAGAGUGCUGAUUGUUAUUUUCUUCUGUAUAUACUAUCCUUCUUACCCGUACAUAUUUGCUAUUUGAGCUAUCUUU
Exserohilum turcica Et28A is the source of this 1269-nucleotide messenger RNA. Its product is annotated as polysaccharide lyase family 1 protein. The record is from RefSeq and is a predicted model, not a curated record. Lineage: Eukaryota; Fungi; Ascomycota; Dothideomycetes; Pleosporales; Pleosporaceae. The transcript is spliced from 3 exons. Gene Ontology annotation, molecular function: pectate lyase activity. Bases 1 to 1137 code for a protein of 378 amino acids.